AUGAGCGGGAUCAACGACUUGUCACCAUCUUUGGGCACGCCAUCUGGGUCUAUCGCUGGCGGUGCAACGGAGCCAACGGUACCUAUUGUGCUCACUACGAGUCUGGACCAAUAUGCGAUUCCAUCGGGGCCAUACAUGGUGCCUGUCUCAUGGCGUCGUACACACCUAUCUACGCUUGUCAAUAGGCUGGUUUCCGCAUCCGAUGCAGAUACUGCGCGAGCUGCGAUCCCGUUUGACUUUAUCGUCCACUCGUCACUGCUCCGCACCACGCUGGGCGAAUACCUCGAAUCGAGUGGCCUCACCUCCGAAUCAACGCUCACCAUCGAAUACGUCCGAUCCACUCUUCCUCCCACGCGUCUAGCCGCGUUCGAACACGACGAUUGGGUCGCCUCGAUCGACUGUUCGUUCGCGCUCGCAAACGUGUACAUGACGAGCAGCUACGAUGGAUCGGUCCGAUUAUUUUCGCCCUCGAACCCGACCCAAGCGGAGCACACAUGGAGUACCAUCAACAAGGCCACGGUUCAGGGUGGCAAAAACACGAGCUUGUGCAGUGCAAAGUGGACGCCGCCAGCCGAUGGCUUGGUAACUGGUGGUAUGGAUGGUAGGGUACAGUUGUGGAGUGUAGAGCAGGUGGAGCACGAGUGGACGACUCGCUUGAAAUGGCAGGGCGAAGCGCAUAAUGCGCCGGUAGCCGCAGUGGAUACUGCGCAGGGUCCGCAGGGCUCAAGCGUGUUGAGUGCAGGCUGGGACGGUAUCGUUGCGGUUUGGGAUGAUCUUAUCGGCACCACUGGCGUUGAUUCGGAUCAAGAUGUCGAGCAACAGGACGACGACGAUGACGACGACGAUCCAACAUCCAAGCGCAGAAAGACGUCGAGCAACGGCAGAAAAGCUGUAAAAACCUCUUCUUCAGCCACGAAACGAGGCAUUAUCGAUGCGACCAUGAUCCUUUACCACGCGCAGCCGACCGCACAUGCGGUUACAGGCGCCAAGAACGUGUUGACCGCCACUUCGCGCGUCACCUCGGUGGAAUUCGAGCGUUCUUCCAGCGCCAAGAACAGCAAUCGAGCGUGGAGUAUCGGCUACAACGGCGUGCUUAAAGGGUGGGACCUGGGAUCGGGUGGUAUUGCCCACACGUCACUCUCGCUACCCAGUUCGACGGCUGAAUCGCGACCGAUGCUAUCAUUGACACAGCUCUCAGCGUCGACACUGGCUGUGGGAUCGAUGGAUCGAGCGAUCCACUUGUUCGAUACGCGCUCCUCGAGCAGCGCAGGUACACUGGGAGUGAGCAUCUCGAAUGCGCAUCGUGGUCCCAUUGACGCGUUGGCAGCGCAUCCGUUGGAUUCGAACCUUUUCGCAAGCGCAAGUGGGCUCGAGUGCGGCGUCAAGGUUUGGGAUGCAAGGAGCAGUAAGAAGGCCUUGUUUACCUUGGAUACCGCGGCUGUGGGUGGCGACAAGCGAGAUGACAAGGGCGUCUUGGCGCUCGAUUGGUCUCGAGACGGUCAAGAGGUGGUUGCCGGUGGAAAGGAUAAGCGCAUCACUGUGUUCCGCGGAAGUGCUAUCGGGCAGAGCGAUCAACGUGCAUAA
Mycosarcoma maydis (corn smut) is the source of this 1584-nucleotide messenger RNA. RefSeq lists its product as uncharacterized. The record is from RefSeq and is a predicted model, not a curated record. The transcript has a single exon. Lineage: Eukaryota; Fungi; Basidiomycota; Ustilaginomycetes; Ustilaginales. Gene Ontology annotation, molecular function: protein binding. Gene Ontology annotation, cellular component: preribosome, large subunit precursor. The coding region runs from base 1 to 1584 and encodes 527 amino acids.